Pteronotus mesoamericanus is the source of this 1522-nucleotide messenger RNA. It is a transcript of the gene EMCN, whose product is annotated as endomucin. The coding region runs from base 138 to 929 and encodes 263 amino acids. The record is from RefSeq and is a predicted model, not a curated record. NCBI's taxonomy places the organism in Eukaryota, Metazoa, Chordata, Mammalia, Chiroptera, Mormoopidae. The transcript has 12 exons.
AAAUAAGUAGGAAUGGGCAGUGGUUGUUCACAUUCAGCACACCUUUUCCAUUUGCUAAUAAGGUCCUGCCAGACUGGAAAGGAGUUGUCCCUGUCUGACUCUGGAGUGAGGAGCCACUGCAAUAAUCCACCGGCACCAUGAAACUGCUUCAAGUGACCAUCCUUUGUCUUCUUGUUUCCAGUAUUCUUCAUACCAGUGAAGGCGACGGUGAGCAAAUCAAAACCACUCCUCCAUUAAACACAUCAGUACUUUCUGCAGCAAAAACACCUGUCCCAGGAACACUCAUGACGUCAUCACCAGAUGCUGUGACGACACCAGCAGUUGGCACAUCUCCCAGAGGAACAACUACCAGGGGGUCCUUACAAACUUCACUGCCACCAAUUACUUCCUUAACCACUACAGUUAAAGGGAAAGGAGCCACAACCAAUGAUGUCACGAAGACACACUUCACCACCGCAAGUAUAAUAGUAAGAAAUGUUUCACUUCCAAGUGUUGUUUCAACAUUACAAAGUUCCCAACACAAGACUGAGAACCUGAGUUCAAUCAAUGCAACACAAAUACCAGUUAGCAGUAUACAACCAAAUGCCUCCACUUCUAAUACUAGUUUAUUGUCCUCAAUAUCAACAACAAUUCCAGAAAACAUCUCACCAUCUCAAGGCACUGAGAAUGAAAAAAAGGAAAGUUCUUCUUCAACCAACCCCUCCCAUUCCAGUAUUAUUUUGCCGGUGGUUAUUGCUUUGAUUGUACUAACACUUUCAGUAUUUGUUCUGGUGGGUUUGUAUCGAAUGUGCAGGAAGACAGACCCAGGCACACCAGAAAAUGGAAACGACCAACCUCAGUCUGAUAAGGAGAGUGUGAAGCUUCUCACAGUUAAGACAAUUUCUCAUGAGUCUGGUGAGCACUCUGCACAAGGAAAAACCAAGAACUGACAGCUUGAUGAAUCCUCCCCACACCUGGGCAGUAAAUAUGCUUAAUCUUCAGCUUCUAUGCUCCAGGAGUAGAAAGAGAGACAGCUCUGUGGAAUUGAUUCUAACUUCCAGUCCUGCUCACUAGUCUACACCAAUCACCUGUCCCAACAAAGCAACAUCCAGAUGACAUGCAAUAACCUGACAGAAUAAAAAAAAAUCCUGGGUAUCCCCUGUCCUUUGAGACAGGAAAGAGUAUAUUUGUACAUUUUAUAAGAACGUUCUCUGGAGAACAAAUUUUAGGAAAGGUGUUUGUGAGCAGUUAACCUGAGAGCCCUGGGUGUGUGGGUUCACUGAUGUUAUGAACUUUCCUUGAGUUUAUAGUUUCCAGAGCUGACAGUUUGUAUCCAUAGGGACUUUCCUACUUUUUUGGUGUUCUUCUAUUACCUAAUGUUUGUAUUUAUUGUUUUCCACUAUGUUAAUACAGGGAAAAUCUGCAAGUGUAUUAUUAAAUAUUAGAUAGAAAUCAUGAUGGGUCACUUUGUACAUAAAGAUAUUUUAUUUGUAUUUUCAUGUGUUACUUGUAAUAAAUAAUUACUGUAUUCAACACACUAAAA